Molecule: messenger RNA, 2349 nt
Organism: Nomia melanderi (Alkali bee)
Lineage: Eukaryota; Metazoa; Arthropoda; Insecta; Hymenoptera; Halictidae
Source: RefSeq, a predicted model, not a curated record
GGAGAGACGCCGUCGAGCCGCUGGCACACGCUCGGUUCAGUGCGAGCACGGUUCCCGAGACGAAAGCACCGUUCCAACGAUUCGCGUGCCCCGCGACGCAGAUACACGUGAUGUCGAGCGACGCUCAAUGUAAAAAGACGCGGUGAACUUCAGCCCCGUUUCAGUGUUCUAUCUGUGAUGUGAUAACCCGUGAACCCGCCCACUUUCGCUCCCAUCGACGAGACUGUCACCAUGGAAGCUAAUCCAGCUUUGGGGAGUCUGCUGCUGUCCGUUUGGUUCGCAUCGAUAAACGUUCAAUCGGCGAUCAUGCCUCCGCCAUGGGCAGAUCCCUCGAGCAAUCCUUGCGCCGCCCAACCACGUGGCUGGCAAUUGUUAUUUUGGCCGCCGGAUGGAAAGUGUUACAAAAUAUUCCAGAUUGGACCACCAUGUCCAGAGACAAUGGAGUUGGGACCAGCUGCGGGUGGAGGUGGAACUGUAGCAGAGUGCAGAUGCCCUCCUGGGACUGCACAGUCUCCUAGAGAUGCGCUCUGUCAUUCAAUUUACACAAGAGCGUCCUGUCCAAAGGGACAGUUCUUUGCGCCAGUGCCAGAGACUACUGGAAAAUCUAGAUGGGGAGUCUGCCGUGAUCCAGAACCAUGUCCAGAAAGAGGAGAAGUGUAUUGGCCUAGGGACAACAAGUGUUACCCAAAAUUCACCAGAGGACCAUGCCCAAAAGGUGAAUUACUCACUACGGAUGAAGAUGGACUAACAGUGUGUUCCUGUUCAGCGACGGGUGAACUUGGAAGAUAUCAUUGGCCAGGAAGCAUAGGAGGCUGCCACGAGCAUUACACUAAAGGUCCAUGCACUGAACCUGGAGAAUUAUUUUUGCCAGGCGGUAUAUGUGGCUGCAACCAUGAACUACCUCAUUAUCAUAAAUCAACUGGAAUGUGCUACCAGUUAGGUGGUAUCGGUCCGUGUCUAAAAGGACAUCACUUUGUUAUAACAAGUCCAAUGAACGAUGAAGAAACUGUUCAAGCUCAAUGUGUGUGUAAACCAGAUCACGUGCUCUAUGAGGAUGGAUUCUGCUAUAGACUUUAUACAAGAGGACCUUGCGAAUAUGGUCAGAUGUUAAUAAAUUCGACAACUUGUGUGCAAGUGCCCUGUAAACGAGGACGACUGUAUUUUCAUGAAGAGAAAACGUGUUAUAAAGUGGGAACAAAAGGUCCGUGCCCAAGUGGGCAAAUCGUUUUGUACGAUUACAAUGCGCGUCCGUCCAUCGAUGGAAUUAGUUACAACGGAGUAUGUGGGUGCACUAAUGCACUCAGAGACUCUGAAAAGUGUUCAGAAGACAACACUAAUAGCUGCGAAUCUACACCAGGGAUGGUGAUAAUGAAUAAAACUUGUUACAAGUUGUACACACAGGGUCCGUGCACGGCAGGAGAAUGGUUGGUCGCGAGAAGGAUGCCAAAACCAACUUUGUGGAAGAAUGAAGAGCCCGAACCCAGAGCUAGAUGCGAAUGUAGACCCGGUUACAAAAGGAUUACAGAGAAUUCAGAAGUGUCUGAACUAGAAAGUAACAAUCUCCUUUCCCCGGGUGGCUGUCAACCACCUGCAGUCAGUUUAGCAAAGUUUCUCAAUGAUAAAGUGAAGUCAGUUAAUUUCUAAGUGAAAGAAGACUGUAUGCGCUCGCACGUGGGCCGGUGAUAUAAAAUCCAAACUGCGCAUCUGCUUGCGAAACAUGUAAAUAGCAAUGUACAAAUACUCCGCGUAAAAAACUUUUAAUAUUCUCGUGUAAGCGUCAUAAGAAUAUUCCUAUUUAUUUUAAUAUAGAUCUGAAUUCAGACAUUUCAAGUUCUGCUAUACUAAUUACUUCCUUUUCAAUUACAAUUUAAAUAAUUUAAAUAUUUAAGCGUACUCGAGCCACAGAUAUUAUGAAAUUCUAUUUAGUAUAGAAGAAUGAUUUUGUAAAUAUAUGUAAUUUAUACUCACAUUCUGAACCGUAAGAAAUUUAUUUUUAACAAACGGAUAAAAAGUACUUACUCGUUUUUAUGCUGUAAUUCUCGGAUCUGUUGAUCGCUUCCUAGUACCUGCUGAUCUUUCAACAUCAUUUCCCUCUCUAAGGCAGCUAUUCUUUCCGUUUUCUCGUCCAAUACCAUCUGCCAAAAAUUAUUGGAUUUUCUGAUUUUAGAUUCACUGUAAGUAUUACCAUAUUAGUUAAAUUUUAAUUUACUCACCAACAACUGAUCCUUUUCGUGAUCUAAGUGUGUCAUAUUUAUUUUUAAAUUGUUAAUUUCUUGUUGUAAAUCCUUCACCUGAUCUUCAAGCUGCUGUUGCUGCCGCUCCAUUGUUCUAUUGCGAUCCAAUGCCUUA